UUUAGCUUGCGAGGAAGCCGGGGUACCUGGAGAGAACCCACGCACGCUCAGCGAGAACAUGCAAAAUCCAUGCAGAAAGACCCCGGGUCGGAAAUCGAACCCAGAACCUUCUUGCUGCAAGGCACUGCACCACUGAGCAGCCCGCCUUAAUUUCAUAAUCUCCUAAUUUUUUUUCUAAUUUCCUAAUGCUACCUGCAGGACGUUCUUACUUAUCAUUGCUAUCCCAACCCAUCGCAGUCAUCUAGUUCAUGUCCAUGCUAUCUUACAUUUAAGGCACUGAAUUGCAACUAAAUGCUAUGUAAAAAGAACCUGCAUUCAGCUGUUGUUUCCAGAUGUAUUGUUAAUCUGUUCUAUCAAACUUUUCUCCUUGUGUUUCAUAGGUAGCUGAGAAGUGUCUAAGUCUGGGAGCCCAGAAAGCUUUUUAUAUAGCAGCAGACAUGGCCAGUGAAUCUGACCCUGACAAGGUGGUUGAUUUUGCUCUGGAGAAACUGGGAGGUUUGGACUACUUGGUUCUAAACCACAUUGGCCCGACUCCCUUUGGCGUGUGGGAGGGAGAUGUAGAACAUACCAGGUGGUUAAUGAAGAUAAAUUUCUUUAGCUACACUCAGAUGGCCUGGAGAGCUUUGCCCUCUCUUGAGCAAAGUAAAGGAUCUUUGGUGGUUGUUUCAUCACUAUUAGCUAAAAUGACAAGUCCUUUCACUUUACCAUACACCUCAACAAAGUUUGCAUUAAAUGGAUUCUUUGGGUCCCUUAAUCAUGAACUGGCAAUGAAGAAGAGCAAUGUUUACAUCUCAAUAUGCACACUGGGACUCAUUGACACUGAAUCAGCUAUGGAAAAAGUCAGGGGCGUCACAAAGAUACCAGCCUAUCCUGCCACAGACGCUGCUUUAAACAUCGUCAUUGCAGGAGCAACAAGACAGCCGGACCUUUACUACCCUUCGUUCACAUAUGUUGUGACUGUAUUCAAAGAGAUGUUUCCUUCGACAACAAACUACGUCAUCCAGAACUCCUACAAUUAUGUUCCAUAAAAAAAAUAUGUGACAGAAGUGCUGACAUAUUGUGCUGGUUGUUGGAGGGAUACUGCUCUUUCUUCAUCCAUUUACAUGUUAAAAAUGACACAAUGAUCGCAGAUUGCUACACAAGC
Molecule: messenger RNA, 1144 nt
Organism: Cyprinodon tularosa
Lineage: Eukaryota; Metazoa; Chordata; Actinopteri; Cyprinodontiformes; Cyprinodontidae
Product: hydroxysteroid 11-beta-dehydrogenase 1-like protein
Exons: 4
Coding region: 438-1028 (196 amino acids)
Cellular component (GO): intracellular membrane-bounded organelle
Molecular function (GO): oxidoreductase activity
Source: RefSeq, a predicted model, not a curated record